Messenger RNA from Prorocentrum cordatum, 1218 nucleotides. The record is from the annotation of a GenBank genome assembly. NCBI's taxonomy places the organism in Eukaryota, Dinophyceae, Prorocentrales, Prorocentraceae.
AUGGCGUUGCUGUGCAUCCUGGAGACGGGCCCGCCGCCGCCGCACCCGGAGGAGGCGGCCCGCGCGGCCGCGUCCCCGGAGGAGGCGGCCCGCGCUGCGCGGCCCCCGGAGCCGGACGUGGGGAAGCUGGUCGGGGACCUGAAGACGGCGCUGGCGCAGUCGGAAGAGCGGCGGCGGAGCGCGCAGGAGCGCCUCGACGCCUUCCAGGCGGACGCCGCGGACGUGGAGAGGGGCCUGGCCGAGAGGCUCCAACACUUUCAGGAGCAGCUGCGCUCCCUGAAGGCGGAACGGAAGAGGACCGCCCGUGGCAUGCAGGAGCAGAGGCUCCACGAGGAGCUGCGCGACGCGGAGGCGAAGCGGGACGCGAUGCUGCACGCGACGCGGGAGCUCGAGGUGGAGCUGGCGCGGGGCGCGGGGCCUUUGAGGGCGUGGUCCGACCACGCUGCUGGCGGCGCCCUCGCGGAGCUGGACUCCCUGGAGCCGGAGGGCGUGCAGAGCGCCCUGCGCGGAGAGGUCAGGGCACUCCGCGUCGCACUGGAGGCCGUCGAGGCCCAGCGAGAGGAGGCGCUCCAGACGCGCGCCCUCGAGCGGGAGGAGGAGGCCCUCCGGGAGCAGGAGGAGGCGCAGAGGGCGGAGGCGCUGGAGCUCGAGGCCGCGGAGGACCGGCUGCGGGAGGCGCGGGCGCGCGCGGCCGAGGGCCUGCGACGCCGGCCGGCGCCCGACGACUCGCUGGCGGCGCUCGAGGCGGCGCGCGCCCGCCUGGCGGACGCGGAGGCGGCCUGCAGGCAGCUCCAGGAGUCGCUGGACCCGCUGCGGGAGGACUGCGGGCAGCUGAUGGCGCUCCGCUCCGCCGCCGAGGCGCGCAUCGCGCAGCUGGAGAAGCGGCUGCAGGUGAGCCUGCGCUCCGCGGCCGACCGCGCCCUGCGCGACCUGUGGCAGACGGAGCACCGCGGCUCCGCCGCCCUGGUCUUCGUGCUCGCGCGGCUGUGCGGCUCGCCCCGGCUCGCGUUCAUGGUGCUGGACAGCAACCGCAGCGGGAAACUUGCCAUGAUCGAGUUCGACAGCGGCCUGCGCUUGCGCCUCUGCCUGGACUACGAGGCCAUCACGGGCAUGAAGCUGCGGGCCCUGUUCAAGGAGUUCGACACCAGGCGAAACGGCGUUCUGCAGCUCGAGGACUUGGCGGCGUGCCACCCGGACAUGUGGGCUAGCUCGAGCUGA